Molecule: messenger RNA, 807 nt
Organism: Acanthosepion pharaonis
Lineage: Eukaryota; Metazoa; Mollusca; Cephalopoda; Sepiida; Sepiidae
Source: the annotation of a GenBank genome assembly
AUGUAUCUUCUCUUGUUCGUUUUUCUUUCUUUCUCUUUUUUCUCUUUUGUAUUUUAUUCGUUUCUUCUACGUCUUUAUUCCUUCUAUUCUUCAUUUCUCUUGUUCCUUUAUGCUUUUGUCUGUUCGUCUUUCUCUUUUUCUUCUCUUGUACUUUAUUCAUUUCUGUUUAAUCUUUAUUUCCUCUCUUUUUCUUUCUGUUUUUUUCUCUUUAAUUUCUCUUUUCUUUUUUCUUUUCCCCUACCCUUUCCUUAUUCUCAUUCUGUCUUUUUCCGCUUUUCCCUCUGUUUUUCUUUCAUCUUCUUUAUUCUUUUUUUUUUUUUUAAUCUUUCUCUCGUUCCUUCUUCCUUUCUCUCGUUCCUUCUUCUUUCUCUUUUUCAUUCUUGUACUUCUUUUUUAUUGUUUUUCUUUUUACAAUUGUUCGACAUUGUCUUAUUCCGUCUCAUAUUGACUUUUCUUCCUCCUGUUUUUUCUUUUUUCUUUCUUUUUAUUCCUUCUCUUUUUUCAUUUCUUUCAUUCCUUCUUCUUUCGCUUUAUCUCUCUAACACUUUAUUCUUUCCUUUUAUUUUCUUCAUUCCUUUUUUCUUCAUUCCUCUUAUUCCUUUACAUUUCGCAUUUACUUCUUUCAUUUUUCUUUCUUGUACUUUAUUUUUUCUUCUUUAUUUGUACUCGGCUCUUUCUCUUAUUCAUUCGUUUUCCGUUUUUCGUUCUUUUCCUUUUUUUAUCUUACUUUAUUCUUUUCUUCUUCAUUUCGCUUAUUGCGUUUUAUUUUUUAAAAUGAUGAACAAAAAAAGCUUUCUUUUUUUGUAA